AUUAUAGACUGCCAUUAAUAAUAAUUUUUGGUUGAAUAUAAACAUUGUCACAUUUGUUAUUUUUCUUAUAUUUUAGAAUUGCAAAUUUUAAGCGUGCUUCAGCAAUACAUUUGUGAUUGGAUUCAGAAAUAUUUGGAGUGGCGUUUUUUGGAGUCAUAGCGUUUUAAACUCACCGCAAAAUGUCUGAACGGAAAGUGUUGAAUAAAUAUUAUCCUCCGGACUUUGAUCCUUCAAAGAUACCUCGUAUGAAAUUGGCUAAGAACAGGCAAUAUACUGUACGUUUAAUGGCACCGUUUAACAUGCGAUGUAAGACCUGUGGAGAAUAUAUUUAUAAAGGAAAGAAGUUCAAUGCACGAAAGGAGGAUGUUGAAAAUGAAACGUAUUUAGGAAUACGUAUUUAUCGUUUUUACAUUAAAUGCACACGUUGCCUUCAGGAAAUCUCCUUUAAAACCGAUCCGAAAAACACUGAUUAUGAAAUUGAAGCAGGCGCCACACGAAAUUUCAUGGCUCUUAAAUUAGCUGAAGAACAAGCACGUAGACAGAUAGAGGAAGAACGUGAAGAAGAAGCGAAUAAUCCAAUGAAGUUGCUUGAAAAUCGCACACAACAAUCGCGUAACGAAAUUGAAAUGCUUGAAUCGUUGGAAGAGCUACGUGAUUUAAAUCGACGUCAACACAACGUGGAUUAUGAGUCCAUGUUACAACAAUAUAACAGCACAGAAUCGGAACAGGAAAGAUUAAAGCGAGAAGAAAAAGAAGAUGAAGAUUUUGUGAAGUCUAUAAAUUUUAAAACAAUUAAAAGCGGAAGCAAAAUUGUUGCUGAAGAAAUAAUUGAAGAAGUUAAGGAUGAAACAAUUUUACCAACAGAAGCGAAGAAAGCCAAAACUGACCCAACAACUGUGGCGAAUGCCAUUAAAUUUAAACCUACCACUAUAAAGACUGCGCCACUUGUCAAACGUAAAACUCCACUUGUCGUCCUUAAAUCAAAGUCAACGGCAGCAACCACUUCCGCAACAGCAAAGGAAACUUCAAUUACUCCUCCCUCAACUAGAGAAACUACAACCAGUGAUGCUACUUCAACAUCAUCAACAACAGGUACUGAUGCCCCUUCAUCAUCAACAAUAGCUACUGAUGACAAUUCAUCAUCAACAACAACUAAAGUAGAUAAUCAAAAACCCGCUGAAGUAAAGAAUGGCGGACUUUCAUUACUAUCAAAUUAUUCCAGCAGUUCUGAGGAAUCAGAAUGAGAAGUAUAUAAACGGAUGAAUAUAUAACAAUCGCGAUGUGAGAAAAGGACUCCUGCAAUUGCAUUUCUAAAGCAAAAGUGUCUGCAAAUAUGUGCAAUUGCAAUUAAGUGUAAUUAUUAGUUAAAGAUACAAAUAAAACUGACAAACACAGAACGUAGACACAAGGAUGUUGCAAAAAGAGGAUAAACGUAAUAAUAAAAUCUAGAGCUGACCAUGAAAAGUAAAAA
Messenger RNA from Zeugodacus cucurbitae (melon fly), 1471 nucleotides. Its product is annotated as splicing factor YJU2. Bases 180 to 1244 code for a protein of 354 amino acids. Gene Ontology annotation, biological process: mRNA splicing, via spliceosome. NCBI's taxonomy places the organism in Eukaryota, Metazoa, Arthropoda, Insecta, Diptera, Tephritidae. The record is from RefSeq and is a predicted model, not a curated record. Gene Ontology annotation, cellular component: U2-type catalytic step 1 spliceosome. The transcript is spliced from 4 exons.